Molecule: messenger RNA, 6675 nt
Organism: Haplochromis burtoni (Burton's mouthbrooder)
Lineage: Eukaryota; Metazoa; Chordata; Actinopteri; Cichliformes; Cichlidae
Exons: 3
Coding region: 299-1366 (355 amino acids)
Source: RefSeq, a predicted model, not a curated record
AUAGAUUAUCAGUCAACACAGCUAGAACCGCAGCUGAGGAAGAAGGUCAGCGUCUCGUACAGAAGGUGUAGAUGUUUGGUUCCUGGGUACCUGUGUGUGGUUUACAGCAAACGAGCCCCCGCAUAAGCCUGGUCCAACCAGAAACUGACUUCACCUCCUCCUGGUUUCCCCUCCUUCAUUUCAUUGUUUGUACAAGUUGACUGUGUGAACUUCAUUGUACCCAGUGUGUGUGUGUGUGCAUAUGGAUGUGCCUCUGUCUAUGUGAGCGUGUGUCUGUCUCGUUCCCUCCCAGCCCACCAUGUCCCUGUAUUCCUCAAAACUCCAGCUGAGCGUAUCACUGUGUCUUCUCCUCCCCCCCUGUGUGCUUCUGCUCCUUACUGACUCCGCCACCACAGGACCAAAUGGGGCCUACUUCUUCUCAACACCCACAGUUAAUUGCUCCUCUGGAUGUACUACUGAUGCAACAACAAAGACCUCUUUGGAUGGUGUGACCACUCCACCGAACACUUCAGUCUCUGCCUUAAACCCGAAUAACACUUCAGAUGUCAUCACACAGACCCACUCUAGUACAGGCAAGGAUAAUAACAGUCUGCAACCAAAUGCAAGCACUCAGUCCUCCCUGAACUCAUCAUCCACCAACCACACCACUGUCAGCCACAGACUGAAUGAGUCUGUAACAUCGGUGAACAAAAAUGAGCAAAUUACAGAAGGAGCCCUUUCUUCCACAUCUUCAGCAUCCUUUGAGCAGCCAUCGUCACAGGAGCAUCUCAAAUCACCAGAGGCAUUUACCCCCACUAGCUUGCCUGCUCAGCGCCUGCAUACUGGAUCCACCACCAUCACUAGCAGUAUAACAGCAACCACUUCAGAGUCUGUUAAGAAUGUGGUCACUACACCUGUGAAAUCUACAACCUCAGCACCAGCAACUGCAACAACAACAAGAACAACAGUAGCCCCACACUCGGUGACGAUAGCUUACACGAGUGUUGCUGUUACUUCCGUCCAUGGUUCAGACACGUCUCCAUCGGCUGCCCUGCCACACCCCAGUAUUGAGGUGGCACCGAUUCAGACAUCAUCUUUAACCAAAUCACCAUCUGCUAUAACUGUUGCCAGUACUGAUGCAUUGGCCAAUCACAAUAAAUCUUUUGCCUCAGCUACGAGGGUCCCUGUGGUAGAAGAGGCGGGGGCUGUUCUGACCAAGCAGCUCGUCGAUACGGCGUCUUUACUGGCUGUCCUGCUCUUUGGCCUGCUUUUCUUCUUGGUCACAGUGUCAGUGUUUGUCAAACUGGCCUACGACAGCUACAAGAGGAAGGACUACACGCAGGUCGACUAUCUGAUAAAUGGCAUGUACUCAGACUCUGGGGUAUGAGACAGGAAGAGGAUAAUUAUAUUUCAUGAAGCUUUUUCUUUCUUUGACUCGGAGCAGGAAAAACUAAAUGACAGACUAACUGAAUGGUAAGAUGGUGCUGUGAAUUUACAGGAUGGUCCAGUUAGUUCAGCAAGAAAUGGAAAAGGUACACUGACGAUAAAACGGUGAUGCACACUGAUCUGUUUUCUAGCAGCUCCUGUUUUUUUGUGGGGGGGGUGUCAAAAUUCAAACCUUAUAGCUUACAUUUGGUUCUGCUAGUGGCCCCUGACAGGAUUGGAAUCGAUUAGAUGUUGGCUGGCUCAGUUGGGAUGUUUCCAAAGCUCAGCAGAUGACCUCGUCAUCAGUUAAUUUACUGCUGGUAAGAAAUGUCGAGAUUAUCUAAAAGUAGAGUUGUAUAAAAAUCAAACUAGCAAAUAAUUUAUUGUAUUUUUUUUUUAAAUUUGUAAACAUUUUUUUCCCAAGUGACAUCUAUAUAAGGACCAAAUCAGAAUGUUAUGCCCAAUGAUUCAUUUCCUUGUCAUUACCUUGAUGCUUAUUUUAUUUUUGAAAAAGUCAAUGGACAUACAUCUCAGUGCCAAAUAGGGUGUGUAACUGACAAAGAAUAGCUCUGUGCUUAAGGCAUUUAAAACAUGUCACAUUGCAAAUUCUUUUUAAUGUGGUUUAAUUGGCCACAGUGAUAAUUCAGUUAUUCAGUGCUUCAUGCAGCAGUGCACAAAACAGUUUCUGCUUGACAACUUUUGAAGUUCUUUCAAUUCAGAAAUGACUGUUUUAGACGGUGUUUGUUUACAUUUUUGGAAUUUGGUGUUGCUGAUUUGAUAACAACAAUAAUAAUUACAGUUAUUAUUAUAUUUGCUCUUUAUAAUUGGACAUAUAACCUUGAUAGUGAAGAAAUGUUCAUCAGAUCUCAGUCACAUUUUGGAACCUUCCCAUUCCAGCCCCUGUACACAGUGUUGCACUGUUUACUGCAAAGUAGAUUAUUUGUUUUGUUAUUAAUACUCUACAGAAAAAUGGGGUAAAAAUGAAUCACGCAUAGAUCUAAGUGUAUAAAAUCACUCUUGCCUUGCAACAUUUGACAGAAAUCUAAUGUGACGUCGUAGCUAAAAUUUGCCAUAUUUCUGUGGUGUCGUUAUAUUUCUUGGCCCUUCCCGUCUUUAAGAUAUCACAUUUUCCACGUUUUUAACUACAGCUGGCACUGAAUGAUGCACACUUGUUGUAAUUUCCAACCACAAAGCUAGACUCAGACUCACCGUUGAAGCUUUUCUAAAGUAAUCAUUAUCAACAUGGUGAAUUACUGCAGCUCUGUCCUCAGUUACAGGUGUGAGACACCUGGGUCUGUUGUAGUAUUAGUCUGUUGUAAUCUUGGCCAUCAUUUCUAUAAAAGAGAAAGAAGUAGCUGUUCGCACACUGCAGAACUCCAGAUUCCUCAUUUAUUACAUCUAGGGACAUUUCAAGCACACCUGCUUUUCAUCAGACAGCGACACACCAGGCAGUGCCAUCUGAAAUCAGCUGCGAACAGUCACGUGACCACGGGAAGCUGCAAAAGCUUCCAGUCAACAACCUUGUACAGGACAAAGAAUUGAUAAGUGAAUAAUUUGCUGAAUAAAACCAGCAGAUUAGAGAGAGGGAGAGAGAGAGAGGGUAUUAGAUCCCAGCUGUGAGUACUUUGAGUUUGACCUCAUGUGAAGUCAAUUAAUUAGUCUGGAUACACUUCUGGCUUGUUUAUAGUCUAGUGAUGGAAAUGGUCAGUAAAGCAUCAUUUUAGUUUUCAUAAGAGAUGGCAAAGCUAAAAAUCGACUUAUGUAUAAACCAGGAUCUGAUCAGCACAGACGGGUGAACUUGAACCAGCCUCUCAAACUGUAUUCAAGGUAAAUGAAUAUGUGGAAAACUUAACUCUAUAGAAGCGUUGAUGUUUUCUCAGAAAGACAAAAAUGCUGCACAGGUGCUGCUGCCAGCUAAUUACACUGCAAGAUGUGUUUCCAUUGCUCUGGUUAAGUUUCCAUCAGAUGUGGCCGCGUGUGUUGAAGCCUGAUGUUGGUGGAUCAGGGCCAGAGUGCACACUGUGGUGUCUGCUUUAGCUAACGGGCCAGAGAGAGACCACAGAGACAUUUAAGUCAUCAAGCUGAGGAUUUUCCACCCACUGUCACUCUGUUAAUGUCAGUUCACUUGUUCCGUUGUGUGAAAAGUACAUGCGGCACAGGCCGCGCUCACAGAGCCUGUUUGGCUGGCAGCUCUUCCACUUGAAGGUCAGACAGACGCACUAGCACCGCUUCAUCUUAAAACGCACAGCUCCUGCCGUGUUUACGGCUAGCAUUAGAACUACUCCGCCCUCUGAGGAGGAUUAAAUCUGAGAUUUUUGGAAACUAGCCAGGUUGGUUUGAAAAGUUGAGGAUUGUGCAGGAUUGCAGGCUGUGACGGUGUCGUAUCCGUCACUGCUGACUAUCAGCAGCACAUUCAUCAUGAACAAAUUGCAGGUGUUGCUGCCGUUUUAUAGCAGCUAAACCCUGCAUGUGGUUGUGCUGUCACGUUAUAAAGAAAUGACAUUGGUGUGGUGUGAACUGAACUUGAAUUCACGAGCAGUUAUGCUAUUAGAAUCAUUUUGGAGGUUAAACAAACAUUUCUAACAUUUCAGAUCAAACAGAAGCACAGUUGCUGUAACGCCAACCCUUAGUCUGAUUGUUCGUUUUAUGUAAGUGACAGAUUAUAAAUCGUAAAGUUAAACUAGGUCCUCUCCAGCACGGCAUUUCAUAUUUUUGAUCAUCUGUAGGCUAUUCAAACUUUUUUUUUUGGAUAAUUUCAGGUUUUAUUAUUAUUUCAUUAUUAUUUUCAUGGCAGUUCCACAAACAACAUUCUCUUUUUAAAGAAAUCUUUAUGAAUUCUCCUUCACACUUUCCCUGGGAUCAUGAUGUUUUCCAUAGAGGUCAGUGAAUAACAACCAGAAAAAAUAAAGGAUUUUUUUUUUCUUUUCAACUAUUGGACUGCAAGCCAUUAAUGGCAGAUUUAUGUUAAACAAACCUCACUGUGUUAAAUACUCAGAUUUUCCAAAUGUUAGAGGGUUCCUUUAAAGGUAUUGACAUUUCAUUAGCUUUCAUUGCUACAGACGACAUUUCAGCAGUGUUCCUUUGCACAUGUCUUCCAGUGAAUCACAGGAACAAGGCCAUACUUAAUUGUUUAUUACUAUAUUUUUUAGAUUCUCACAGUGAAUGUAUUCUUUUAAAAGAUAUUGAGUAUAUAUUGUCUUAUUAAUGCAUUGUGUCUUUGCCUGUUCAUGUAACUGGUAUGUUUUCUCCAGUCUUCGUCUGGCUUGCCUCACUGUGCUCUUUCCCAUGCCUUUGUAAGAAGCAACUUGAAUGUUAAGCCAUUUAUUCAGUCAUUUUCAUUACAUUUCAACAUUCCUUCAAAUGUGCACAUUGCAUUCAGCAAAGAGCAAACGUUUUACACUAUUUCCCAUAAAGAGAGAAAGCAGCAGAUGUUUGAUAAAGAAUGAGGUGGUGUAGCUCAUGAAAAACAUUCCUUCUACAACGAUAAGUAAAAGCUCUGUCACAUGAGGCUGGUCUCUUUCUAUUACAGAAACUCUGGAGAUCAGGUGCAUUUCCAUUUUGCCAUAUAAUCUACUCAGUGUCUUGGUUUCAGACUGAUUUCAUCCUCCGGUCCUUUGCCGAAUGAUUCUCAGUGAUUUAGCCGUGCGCUACAAACAAAGGCGGUCCUUGAAGUCAGUAUCCAUUACCAUAAACUGAAUUACUUUGCCUUUUCUUGAGCACAUUGUAUUUGGUGUAUUCUUCCAGUAGAGUACACAGCUGAUGGAACUUCACCAAAUAAUCACUGAAGCGCAUCUUUGUGUGAUAAAGCCAAGGGAAACAUAAAGCCAUGAUCAGUUAGUGACUGAACGAGAGGGAACUUGAACUGUUCCACAACAGCAAGGUGACCUUUCUGGGUUCAUCUGAAACCUACACAGAUUUCAAAUGAAAAUGUACCGUUUGAGAUGUUGUUCUGCUGUAAAUGCAUUUAACCCUUCCUGCCGCUGCUCGCAUUCUUCUUUGAGAGGAGACAACUCUCUUGUCUUGUGGCAAUGCACCGAUUGGGUCACAAGACCUCGAGGGGAUCAGUAUGGCAGGCUGUUAUCUUUGUUUUUCUCAAACAAACUUUUUUAUUUUUUUAAUGAUAUUGUCUUUGUCACAUUGGUCUCAUUUGGUUUUGAAUUUAUUCCCAUAUAUAUGUUUUUGUUCAUCAUAAAAACCGAAGGUACAAUAAAAAAAAAAACAACUGUAAAAGUUUGAUGUGUAAAUCUCAAAGCAGUUCUUAACUGCCUGCUCUGUGAUUUCUCCUCAUCAAAUGAUAGCUGAUGCUUUUGAGACGUUUCAGACGAUGACGGUCGUCUUUUGUUCUCCUCUUCGAUUGUCUAGUUAAUUCAGAAAGCUUCCAGUACCUAAAAUCUUGUUCCUUGCUUAAAGAUACUGGAAAAAUACAUAAAUGGCAAUACCCCUGCAUAGGAGGCAGGAACAUCACUUAGCUCAACUGUAGAGUUUGCUGAGAGAGAUGGUUAUUCCCCCAUGAAAGGAGAGUUUGUAUAAACGACUGUUUCUGCAUGGUUUAAAAAAUAGCCUCAGAUUUUCUCAAAAUUUAAUCUUUCCUCAUUUUUUUUUCUGUUUUAUUAAACAGAUUUCUGUUUGGGUUGUUGUUUCUUCCUUUUUUUUUUUCUGUGAGAAAUUAGGAAAAUCACAUUAUCCAAAGUUUGUUUAUUUUUUAAUUAAAUGGCAAAAAUGACAACUUGUUAGUUCUAACCAUGACCUCUCUAGGCUUCUGUAUGUGUUUGGCAUACUUUGCGUUGUUUCUUUUUCCUCUCAUGGACAAAACAACCCCUAAAAUAUCUUUUUGUUAUCAGUAUCACCCAAAUUGCAACUUCAUGAAAACAUUUUGUAGUGUUUAUUUGAGGUGUAUUUCCAUUUUUCUGAGGUCUGUUUGAAACAACAUAAUCUAUAGCUGUUAGUAAGAGUGUCUGCAAUGAGGACAUAAAUGUCUUUUAUGGCAGUCAGAAUGUAGUUCAUACUGUGUCAAAUUGUCUUGGAUUGUGUCGUCGUGUCCAUUAAGCAAGUGGAUUUUACCCCCCAAGUGAAGAUGGUUUACUGAUGUCCGUAAUUUCAUAGUUUUUCCAUAGAUCCUGGAACCAGUGUGGACUGUGUUAAAGGUAAACUUGUGUUUGUGGUGACUGAUGUGCAGGAUGUCAUGAAACCUGCCCUGUGCCAACCUGAUGUUCUAAUGCACUUUGAACAGAGAUUUUUACUUUGCAGAAAAUAAAUGAAAAAAGAACCGAA